This is a messenger RNA of Capsicum annuum, 485 nucleotides long. Its product is annotated as MADS-box protein JOINTLESS-like. Gene Ontology annotation, molecular function: DNA-binding transcription factor activity. NCBI's taxonomy places the organism in Eukaryota, Viridiplantae, Streptophyta, Magnoliopsida, Solanales, Solanaceae. Gene Ontology annotation, biological process: regulation of DNA-templated transcription. The record is from RefSeq and is a predicted model, not a curated record. Bases 114 to 338 code for a protein of 74 amino acids. The transcript is spliced from 3 exons. Gene Ontology annotation, cellular component: nucleus.
AGUAUUCUGUACUUGAUUAGUGUUUCAAAAAUGCUUGGAGAAAAGCUAGUUUUUCUUUAGUUUAUUAAUUUUUUUUUAAAAAAGUGCUUUUGACUUCUCAUAAGCUUGGCCAAAUGGGCUAUAAUUAUCUCAAUUUCCACCACACUUGGUUGUUUCAUUUGCAGAGUGAGAAGAAAACCUAUGCAACACUUAGCAGGGAUUUUGUGGAGAAGAAUCGAGAGUUAAGGCAACUUCAUGGAGAAGAGCUGCAAGGACUUGGGUUGGAUGAAUUAAUGAAAUUGGAGAAAUUAGUAGAGGGAGGAAUAAGCCGUGUCCUCAAAAUUAAGGAUUCGAAAUGAGGCCCUGACUGUGAUGGGCAUCCCGAACCAUGAAGGCCCGAGAGACCCCUUAGCAUGUAAUCAUAAGCAUAACUCAUACGCUAUAAAUGUGCGGAAGAUAAAUUGAAAAUGCAAAGGAAAUUUAUAAUACAAAUAGUGUCAACAAAA